Messenger RNA from Pseudophryne corroboree (corroboree frog), 4192 nucleotides. It is a transcript of the gene MPHOSPH9, whose product is annotated as M-phase phosphoprotein 9. Bases 81 to 3608 code for a protein of 1175 amino acids. The record is from RefSeq and is a predicted model, not a curated record. Gene Ontology annotation, cellular component: centriole. The transcript has 25 exons. Lineage: Eukaryota; Metazoa; Chordata; Amphibia; Anura; Myobatrachidae.
UUCGCCCAGCUUUAUUAACAAAGACACAAUGUUUACAUCUCUAAAUGGCAGGAUGGCUCGGUGUGUAGUACCCCGGUAUUAUGGCAUGGGACUCCCAGUGUGUAAUAGAAGACCCUAAAUCAAACUGCAACAUGGAUACUUCAGACGCUGCGGAAUCGCACACAGAACUCGCAGAGCUUCCAGAAAAUCAUGACUUUCAAACCUUUGGCAAUCGGAGUACAGCAAAUAAAGGAUCUAUCCUCCUUGCACGUCCUUCUCAAUCUGGUGACUUGCAGACGUCUUCUUUAAAAGAUCUGUGCAGCAGUGAACAGACCGAUCAGAAAAGCUGUGAGGCUCGGUGGAUGCAGUUAUUUCAGUUGGUUGAGCGACAAUGUCAAGUGCAGAUAGAUGCCCAACAAGAGCAGUUUACCCAUCAGAUACAGCUCAUUCGUGAUGAAAUUUGCUUACUCCAGUCCCAGGGAGGCUUUUCUCCCCAGAAUUAUGAUACAGGGGAGACCGUUUUAACUCGGGCACGUGACCUACAUCCUCCAAAGCCUCUUGGCGAACAACAUAGCCAGGAUGAAGGCAGAGGAGAAACCACUAACAGCCUACUCCAUCUGCUUAGAGAACCUGAUAUUCAACAAAGAGCUUUUAUUACACAGGAGCAGUUUCUGGAGAAUACAUCUGUUAGCAGUGGCUAUGGAACACUUUCUGCCUCUGAGCCAAACGCUUGUUUAAGCAGCUGCAGUCAAAAUACCUCAAGGGAUACUAAGCAGUCUACAAAACAGACUGUGAAAGAAUACAGGACUCAGUCAACUAAACAUUCUUAUAUAAAACCUGUAUCUGUAGAAAGUGAAAGACCUUUCAUGCUGGCACUAGGUGCUAAAUGCCAUUUGCCACAACCUGAGAAAACAUCUGAUGGAAACCUAUCAAAGCAUCCAGAACCCCACCUAAACUGUGAUAAAAGUACUAUCCGUAAGAGCAAUUCAUCAAAUAGUAAAUCACUGACCACCUGGGCUCAGAGGCACAAACAGACCCCGCAUAAGAAAGUUGCCAAAAUGGACCAGGGCACAAUUCAUUCCAGUCAGUCAAAUGCUCACCCUGAAACAGAACUUGAAUAUACAGAUGGCUCCUCAAAUACAUUUUACCUCAAUCGUACAGAGAGUACAAAUUCCUUAUUUUCUGCUGGAUCUGGGUUUACAUACUGGAUGUUGGAUGAAAAGGAGAUGUACCAUCCUUUACCUGAUAGCUUUGAAACUGGAUUUUCCAAGCUUGUUUCCACUAAAGAGCCUGAGGAAGCAAAGAUCCCAUCUCUAACUGAUAUAUAUCAACGAAAACAGAGAGACUGUGGACCUUCAGGCUGGGAACUGAUCUCUCCUUCCGAGCACACUCAUCCUCCAGAGCCUGAGGAAGCAAAGAUCCCAUCUCUAACUGAUAUAUAUCAACGAAAACAGAGAGACUGUGGACCUUCAGGCUGGGAACUGAUCUCUCCUUCCGAGCACACUCAUCCUCCAGAGGUAUUGACGCUGGAUCCAACUCUACACAAAAAGUCUGUCCACAAUACAUUACUUUCUAAACCUGCCACUCUGUGUAGUGCGCAUUACACAGCUCCUGUGACUCCAGACUCCAUUUCGGAAAAUGCUGCUUUUAAUCGUUAUGAUGAGGAAUCUGCCUCUACUGCGUCAUCUUUGUUGGGUGAUUCCUCAAAUAGGUCCCCUCAUAGUCCUGUAGCAGGUGAUGAUCAGUGGAAAUGCACCAGAUACCAAGGAAGGAGAAAUCUAAAUUACCAACCAUGUCAUGGAGACUCUAGUGGUGAUGAGAGGAUGAACUGUACAGAGGAUGAAGUGAAUAGUUUGACACCAUGUUCAAUACCUCCUUCACCCUUACCAGUAGAGGAAAAUAUGCAUCAAUCCUCUGCCAUCCCGUCUGUGAAUCACCCAGUGAUGCUGUCCAAUAUCAGACGGAGUUUAAGAGAAAAGCAUGCCCGGCACUUAGCAGACCUGAGGGAAUAUUAUGAGUCCGAGAUCUCCAAUUUAAAGCAGCAGCUUGUUGCCAAUGACCAGAUCACGACCUCUGAAGAUAUGGUGAAAGUCCGCAGUCUUGCUGAGCGAUGUGCCUAUAUGGAAGGAGCUUUAACGGAAGCCAGCAAACAAAUCCAUAUUCUCGAGAACCAAAACAAUGAACUGGAAAAACAAGUGGCAGAGUGGAGGGAACAUUACCACUGUGCCAACAAUACAUCAAGAGAAUUAAGAGAGCAAAUUGAGGAAAUGAGAGAAAAGAGCAAAGAAAAAGAAAAUGCAAUCAGCCGGUUACAGUCCAGGCUCAAAGAAGUUGAAGAAUCCUUAGCAAAAGCUUUCAGGAAGUCAGAUGAUAAAGAAGCAAGAAUAAAACAGGAGCAUAAGAUGUUUCAAGAUCUAUUGUUAGAAUAUGAAUCUCUUGGGAAGGAACAUAAAAGAGUAAAAGAUAUGCUGAGUAUAACAGAGAACAAAUUGUGUGAUGCAGAUGGUGAAGUCGGUGAGCUUAGAAGGACUGUUUCAAAGCUUGAAAAGCAGAAUAAACAACUGGAGCAAGAAAACCUGGUGAAACUUCGUCAUAUUACUGAAAGCCAGUUGUGGUCGUCAAACCCUAAUAAUGAAAUGAGACACGAAACUGGUAGCCUUUAUGCCAUGGAUGAAGUAGCUCAGAAAUAUCUGGCAUCUGGAGCAGACUGUUCCAUCUUUACUGGACAAACUCUUGAUAACAAAGCCAAAGAGACUGAGACUAAACAGGACACAAUAUAUGUAUCCGACAGGUAUCAUUCUCCUCCUGAAAAGGAUUUGUUACAUGAUAUUCUGGCAGCUAAACCCAAAACCAAAGACAGCAGCAGUCAGAGUCCAAUUCUAAAAGCUCUGAGAGAUUUUGAAGAAGAGAAACAAUUGAAAAGGUGGAACACUCUUACAAAUAAAGAACUGUCCUGUAAGAGAGAAAUGUCAGGUUUCAGUGGCACUUGUACUCCUCAUGGAUCUCCAGAAAGUAAACAACGACAAAGACGGCUAAACUCUCCAUCAGGACCACGAUCAUCUUCACUUCCACCCUCAAUCCGGAAGUCUGCUACUACCCCAACUAAACGGGAAUUGAUGCUAACACCAUUGUCUGUGAAAUACAGUCCAAAGCGUUCUCCAAGAGAGAAUCUUUCCCCAGGUUUAAGCCAGUUAUUAUGUGAUGAGACCACGGGGACUAGGUUUGAUGUGUUAUGCAAUGAUUCAUCAACGUUUAAAGAACCAAGUCCAAGAAAGAGACUUCAGUUUACAUCACUGGAGGACCCAGAAGUGAGGCGGAAUGCUAUUGUUACUCCAGGGAGUAAGUCAGCGCUUCCUCUAUUACCACCAUUUGAGACUGAAAUCACAUACAACGAGCGGAUGAAAAACCUAACUGACACAGAGCGGCUGUUUGACCAAUUAACAGAGGAGAAAAAACAGAUAGAAGCUGCCCUCAACCGAAUGCCGGGUACUGGCCGAAGACUGAGCCUGCAAAUGAGAGCCACAAAGGAAACAAUGGAAGACCGUCUAGAAAAGGUCAACCGUGAUUUAGGGUCAAUCCGAAUGACCUUGAAAAAAUAUCAUGUGCUACCGACAUCAGCAAAGAUUUAAUAUCUUUAUAAAUACCCUUUACUGGCUGUUUUUGCACUAAUGUAUAUUUAUGCACUGAGCAAUGGAAUAGUUUAUAAGCCUAAAGGCAGUGACUUCCCAUCUCAUGUGAUGCUUUAAGGACUUUUCUACUUCAUACGGAGCUUUUUUUUUAAUCUCUUACACAUGCUUUUGUUACAUAGGAAUGAAUGUAUAUUGUAUAUUUUGUAUUUUACUAUCUAAAACAGGCCAAAUUUUAGCUGGGUUUUGCGUGAUAUAUAAGUGUAGACUUUGUUGGAUAACCAUAGUUUCCUACCCUUAUGUCCCCUUGUAACUUUAAAAAAAAGUGUACAAUUUGAUUUAUUCAGUCGUCACCAUUUUUCCAGAGUAAUAUUUUGUUAAAUAUCAAACUUGUAAAGUAUUCAUGUACCAUGUGUGUUCAUUUGGUCUGUGCUACAAAGACCUUCAACGCUUGCUGGGCAAUGCAUUGCAGGCCUACCUCUUGUAGGGUUUAAGUCAUACGUGUGCUUUGUAAAAAAAAACAACACAAACACCUAAUACUGUGACCUUAGCAAGCACAAUGCAGCAAUAAAUCUCCUUAAAAUGUG